Olea europaea var. sylvestris is the source of this 850-nucleotide messenger RNA. Its product is annotated as F-box/kelch-repeat protein At5g60570-like. The record is from RefSeq and is a predicted model, not a curated record. Lineage: Eukaryota; Viridiplantae; Streptophyta; Magnoliopsida; Lamiales; Oleaceae. The coding region runs from base 1 to 618 and encodes 205 amino acids. Gene Ontology annotation, molecular function: protein binding. Gene Ontology annotation, cellular component: nucleus. The transcript is spliced from 3 exons.
AUGAGGUGCGAGAAUGAUUUCAGGAAAGAUGGGGAGAUAGGGUGGGGUGAAAAGAAAGAGAUAAGCAUCGCUUCUUCUAGGUUCGAUCGAAGGGUUCAUUGGAGUUAUUCAACCAAUAAUACUAGUGUAAGGGCUGCAGUAACUACCAUAAAGAUCCAUAAGCUUAUUCUUGGGACAUUUUCAAAUGUGUAUAUUGCAAAUGCCCUCAUGCGAAGUCUUAAAACAAGAAAGUGGAAGAAAAUUGAGGGCAUGUAUCCUAACAUCAAUAGAGCUGCUCAGGCACCUCCACUUGUUGCGGUUGUUGAUAACCAACUUUAUGCAGUUGAAUAUUUAACAAACAUGAUAAACAAGUAUGACAGAGAGAAGAACUCAUGGGAUGCACUAGGAAGACUUCCUGUCAGGGCCGACUCCUCAAAUGGUUGGGGUCUCGCUUUUAAGGCCUGCGGUGAGGCACUUCUUGUUGUGGGUGGUCAAAUGGCCCCCGAAGGCGAAGCUAUCGUGUUGAAUUCUUGGUAUCCAAAAUCAGGGGUCAAGAAUCGCACAUUGGACUGGAAGGUCCUUGGAGUGAAGGAGCAUGCCGGUGUCUUUGUUUACAAUUGUGCUGUCGUGGGUUGCUGAUGAGAACUAACAGUAUGCUGCAUUUUUUUCUGUUCUCAAGGUCAUUUUACUAAAUUUGAUUGAUUAUUGUUUGAAUCACCCUCGCUCAAGGGUUGAAAUAAAGGGCUAUUUUAGCUUUUGUAAGUUUUUUUUUUGAAACUGGCUUGAUGUUACAAAAACAAUUUGAAGCCUUUUUUGUUGUCUUGAUGCUUUACCCGAUGGGGAAAAGAAGAAGAAUUGAAUUUUCCUAGGA